Messenger RNA from Mus pahari (shrew mouse), 789 nucleotides. RefSeq lists its product as uncharacterized. The coding region runs from base 63 to 416 and encodes 117 amino acids. Lineage: Eukaryota; Metazoa; Chordata; Mammalia; Rodentia; Muridae. The record is from RefSeq and is a predicted model, not a curated record. The transcript has 3 exons.
GAUCCGACGGCACCCGAGGCGGUGUAGGCUGGCAAAACUGCUCCCGGGAAGGAGGCUCCAGGAUGAUCCACGCGGUCGCGCCCCGCACCCACCGGCGGCGCCACGGAGACGCAGGGUUCUCCAGAUCCUCCAAGCGCCGUCGGCGCCACCACACCAGACACGCACUGUUCACGAGGCCUCAAAGGGUGGAGGCGGUGGCCCGGGGCCGACUCCCAGGUGACCGCCAAUUUGGUCCCAAGACACUUCAGGAUCUCGAAACCGAUGGAGGACGGCGCGGUUCUAAGAGAGGGCGCCAAAGGCGACGCGCUGGCGGCAAGCUCCAAGCCAACCAGGCCCGUUGCGUCCGUCCGUCUGCAGGAACCUGUCUCUUCACCCUGCAUUGGACGCUGAGCUUCGGAGAGGAUCUGGCUGCGUGAGGAUUCAACGCCAGGGCGCCGCCUAGAGGACAAGAGGGGAUAUAAACUGUUUGAAGUUCAUCAGCACGGUGAAGUUUUAUUGUAUUUCCUCCGGUCCCUAAGAUUUACACCCUGAAAAAGAAACCGGCAGCCAGGCAGACUCCCUUCUUACCUCCGAGUUUCCACACCGGGGGGACACACACACACACGUGGCCAAGUGGACACUUGCCUUCAGGAGCAGAGAGGGAGGGAACCGGCUCCAACCGACUCUCCCUCACGGGCUCAGGUAAGUUUCUCAAGUCUAAGAGGCCUCUGACAGUUAUGGCAUCAACUGAGUCACAACCUGUGAGGAUGUGCAAAGUGACUUUGUAGGGAUGGAAGAGAGCGGGAGACA